UGUGGGAGCUAUCAACUCGCUCAUAUCGAACCUCAUCCUCAUCGAGAUCGAUCAAGCAUAUCAAGCUCACAAGCAAGACGAUCUUGCACCCUCUACAUUCUCUGCGAUACCCUUACCAUCUUGCCUGGAAACAUCGAAUCAAACAAACACGCUGUCCUUGCAUACCGAGGCCGGCUGACCAGCUACAUUCCGCACGUUCGCCAGACGAAAAGAUAACGCUCAGACCCGACAUUUCACUAUCGCCUUGACCCGAAACGUCCAGGCUACCAACGCCCAAUAUCAACCUCUUGCAUCCUAAUACAACGAGAUAGUAUGGCAGUAUAAGCAGAUCAGGUCAUCGUCGAUAUGUUGAGGUCGCAACCUACGACAUCACCCCUGGCCAUCAGGCUAACCGAGCCGAUAACGUAUCUCAAGAGCUCGGCGACGGGAGAAGAUUUUCGAGGUCGACGCCAAUGGGUACAGGAAGACGCACCUCCGGCAGUGUUGAGAGGGAUCUUGACGUUGCGGUUGAACAAGCCGACGAGGAUCAAACGCAUCGAGGUCAAGCUCGAGGGAAAGAGCCGCACAGAAUGGCCAGAAGGGAUCGGUCCAAGGAGGACAGAGACGAGCGAGGAGAACCUGAUCAUCUCCGAGACCUUGACCUUUUUCAACGCUACAGCCGAUGCUCAGCUCGCAAAUCAGCAUCGUCGAGCGCUUUCCAUCGGUCCGGGAAUCCGUGGAGACGAUUCGUGGGACGUCGAGGAAGAGGAUGACGAGGAUGAUUUCCUAGCCGAACGGAGUGAUCGGAUGGAACAGCUCGAAGAGGAUGAUCGCGGAAGGGGAAGGAACAUGACCCGAACCGGGCCUAGGUCGACGAGUCUGAUGCCCAUGCCUGGAGCUCAAGGACCCGGAUUCUCGAGGAUGCAGAGUGGGGACAUUACCUCGGCAUAUAACCAACAACCACCUAGUCCUGAAGUUGAAGCGGGUCCGAGCGGCACUUCAAGUGCAUGCCCGCCUCCACGAGUCGUCCCGGCAGACAGAUUCUCGCAAGCAAGAGGUCCGUCUCCGGCAUACGCCCUGCGGGAUCCCUUGCGUGUCGAGAAUGGUAGUCUGGCAAGGGGCAGGAAAAUGUCGCCCCGUCGCAGGAUGCCUUCGGGUGAUCACAGUGGCGAUAACGAGGAGAGGGACAUCACCGAGUCGGCCUUGAGUCCUAUCGCCAGCGUCGAGGGGUCUCGGUUCCCAAGUCCAGCAGGGGAGGUAACAAAUGGUACGCACCGGUCGCCCCGAGCAUCAACCAGCAGCAUGGGUGUUAGACUUGAUGGCACCAACGGAGGCUCGGGUCCGUCCGACAGCGAUGAAUCUGGAUCGGAACAUCGAUCUAAUGGAGCGGGCUUGAAUGGCGCGGACGCUUCUUCGAGUCCAAGGUCAUCUUUGUCUCAGAGGAGCCAUCUGAGAGCAAUGUCUCCUAUUGGGCACGCCGAUGGCACGGCAUCGCCUCAUCCCUUGCAUGCGGCCAUAUUCUCUGCACACCCAAGCACAAAUAACAGCCGGACUAGUAUACAGCAGCCAAGUGCGCCGACUCAACCUCUGGUAGAGGUCACCAGGUCCGGGUCGAACCGGUCCAGCUUGGUAGAAUUGACCCCUGCUAACAUGGUCGAGACAAACGGCACCAGCAGUGCUGAUGGACGAGGUCGACGAGACAGUACCAGCUUGGCCGGGCAUUUCGCAAGUCUGAGACAUCGUCCGUCACAGAGCUCUCUCAGUCAGAGAGCACCUAGCGGGACGGGGUCGCCAGCGGAUUCAACGCAUGCGGUACAUCAGUACGGAAUGUCGCAGCAGAAUUCCGCUCCGAAUGGUCAACCCGAGCGAGGGAGAAAGGGGAGCAAAUUCUCCAUUGCCAACGCGCUGAGGAGUAUCAGUCGAGCGACCUCGACUUCGAGGACAAGACAGCCCAGUCAACCGCCUCCUUCAGCGCCGAGCUCGCAUUUCGUUGAUCAUGUCAACCGAUCGAAUUCGAUCCGAGAGUCGGGACCGAUGGAUGGGAGGAUGCAGAUGCUCGCGGUAGAGGAUCGAGAGCUGCGACCAUUUGGACGGGGAGGAGCCGGAAGAUCGCCUUCACGCACGAGAGCGUUGAGUCCGGUACAAUCGAGUGAUCGGAGUGAUAGUCGAGGUCGAGGACGCGGCAUCGGAAUGAAGGUUCUCGGGCUGGGUAGUGACGAUGCGGAUCUCGCUGAUGGCGGUUCGCAUAGCUGGAAAGAGUUCAAGAAGGGCGUCUACAACUACCCAAUCUCGUUUCCGAUCCCUCCAAAUGCGCCACCAACGAUCCAUGCUGAUUUCGGUUCUGUCUCCUAUCGUCUUACUGCAACGGUGCAUCGACCCGGAGCAUUAUCUCCAAAUUACAUGGAAGAGAUUGAGGUGUCUAUGAUAGCCACGCCUCAGGAGGACGACAUGGAGGAGACGGAGAACAUCCUAGUCGAGCGGCAAUGGGAGGAUCAGAUGCGGUACUUGAUCGCGCUGAGUGGCAAGGCUUUUACCAUUGGAGGUCAAAUUCCGAUCAGCAUCCGUAUCAUGCCGAUGUCGAAAUGCAAGAUUUUCCGACUGUCCGCCACGAUCGAAGAGAAAAUCGACUACUUUGCCAUGGAACGUAAAGUCGCCCGACACGAAGCGCCUAAAAAGUACCCUCUAGUCUCGUUCAAGAAUGCCGACGAGAAACAUGGCGGCGCUCCUCCCCUAUUGCCCAUCAUCUCCGAAAAAUCUGACGCCGUAUGGACGUCACCCUUGGCAGCCAUGGCCGUUCAAGCGAGGGAGAGAGACGAAACCGAGGACGAUGCCGUCUCCCAACUUUUGAACCCGUUCGGGCCUUGGUAUCUGGAGACGAUGCUACAGGUCCCGGAUUGUCCCUCGCGGAUCAAGUUUUCGACCAAGCACGAGACUACCAACAUGACGAUCGCGCAUUGGUUAAAGAUUGUCAUACGGGUGCAGAGAGGGGAUGACGAGGCGCUUGACACCAAGGGGAAACGAAAGCAGUUUGAUAUCAUCAUAGAGACACCACUUCAUCUGCUGGAUUGCCGAGCGACGACACAGAACAACUCGCUACCGUCGUACAACCCGACAAGCCAUUUCAGCUCCAAUACCAUGGCAGCCAUUACGCCCUUGCAAUCUACCUGUCGCGUACAUCGCUCGCAGAACGGCCUGAAUGAGGUCCCCAUCGAUCUCGCCCCACAGUCGAGCCACUUGACGACGACCAUUACGCGUUCUGGCGUCUCACCCAACCCUGCGACACGUCGAGCUGGACGAUCCGUCUCUACCGCACGAGGUCGAGGUUCCGAGUCUGUCGGCAGCGGAUCAGGAUCGGCACAUGGGAGCGAGACGACCGCCGUGCUGGAGGCACCGGAUACCUUGCUCGAACGCAACAUUGUGUUUGACCGUCUGAUGAGCGGGCAAGAGUCUGAACAGGGCGAGUCGCCGCCGACGUAUGAUGAAGCGCUGCAGAACCGGUCGAGGUCGAGGAACCCUAGGGGUCGAUCGGGAUCGAGACUGCGUACCGAGAUAUACUAGCAGCUUGUCAGCGUCUUGUCGAUGCAUUGCUAUCUCAUAUAUCUCAUCGAUAGAUCAGUGGUAAUGGACAUGCAUGGGUUUCAUCUUGCAUCUUGAUACGUAUUGGGUCGAUCGGCGGGAUCCGAUCGGGAUUGAGCCGGUGAAAAGCUUCCGAGACUCGAUCGCCGACGACGACGACUACGACGACGA
This is a messenger RNA of Filobasidium floriforme, 3726 nucleotides long. Its product is annotated as putative cyclin binding protein. Gene Ontology annotation, biological process: ubiquitin-dependent endocytosis. The record is from RefSeq and is a predicted model, not a curated record. Lineage: Eukaryota; Fungi; Basidiomycota; Tremellomycetes; Filobasidiales; Filobasidiaceae. Gene Ontology annotation, molecular function: protein-macromolecule adaptor activity; ubiquitin protein ligase binding. The transcript has 7 exons. Bases 346 to 3537 code for a protein of 1063 amino acids. Gene Ontology annotation, cellular component: cytoplasm; cytosol; plasma membrane.